Leopardus geoffroyi (Geoffroy's cat) is the source of this 1157-nucleotide messenger RNA. RefSeq names its product defensin beta 129 (gene DEFB129). The transcript is spliced from 2 exons. The coding region runs from base 167 to 670 and encodes 167 amino acids. NCBI's taxonomy places the organism in Eukaryota, Metazoa, Chordata, Mammalia, Carnivora, Felidae. The record is from RefSeq and is a predicted model, not a curated record.
AGAAGCGUUCAGGAAAGCUGUUCUCAGACAGAAUCAGUGAAAAUACAACUGCUGUGAGCCGUGGCUGCACUUCACUGCUCACAGCCUCAGGCCAUGAAGAGGCCAAUAAAGGCUGGAGCCCAAGAACUCCAACCCAGAUCGAAGGCUUCCUCUCUGGCACCCAGCCAUGAAGCUCCUUUUUCCUAUCUUUGCCAGCCUCAUGCUACAGUACCAGGUGAACACAGAGUACUUUGGCUUGAGAAGAUGUUUAAUGGGUUUUGGGAGAUGCAAAGACUACUGUGCCGUGGGUGAAACGGAGAUACAGAAAUGCAAGAAGAGGAAAUGUUGCAUUGGACAGAAAGUGGUUCAAAUGAUAAAAAACUACAUGCAAAAUGAAAUGUCCCACACACUUGAAAGGAACUCCCAAGAACACCUACAAGUUACCAAGAAUCCUGAUGCUUUGAUACAAACAAAAUACCAAAUUUUAUCUCUUCUCCCCAGAACCAAAAGCAUCAGCCCUUUUGCCAACGUUCACCCCCUCCUCAUCCCAAAUGCCACCACUGUAAACGCAGCCAUCACCAACCCUACGACCUCAUGCAAGAUCACAUACACUGCAAUUUCUGCCAAGAACAACACCACAGAAAGCAGAGAUUCGGCCAGUGACUCCUCACCACCAGCACCACCGCCAUAGACACUCUCAAUGCCAUGACUGGAGCCGGAGGAAGCAGAUGAGCAGAGGAGUCUUUCCCUUAAAACACCAGGUUCCUCUCCAUCUUUGCUGGCUGUAAAAUGAAACAAAGGACUGUUUCCUCAGUCAUUAGUCAUUCAAUAAAUACCGUUCAAUCACCUACAGUUUACAUAAUGUUAUCGUUCUCACGGAAACCUCACAGAGGAAACAGAGCUAGAGAGGAAUGGAAUUUUAGUUUGCAUGCCCGGGAGAAAGUGAGCACUGAACUUGGCUCACGGAUAGCCCAGAUUAGGCCUCUGUAACGAGGAUUUAUGGUUCUCAUCUGAUGCGCCUUUCUUGAGGUAACAGGACAAAAAAAAAAAUAUAUCGUCAUUAUUUUCUUUUUUCAUAGGUUUUUUAGAAAAGGCCCAUAUGCAAGACAGAAUGUGGGCAGACUAAGUCUACCUUCCCCGCAGAAGAACAUAACCUAAUUCAUGGAGCCAUUAAAAUU